AUGGGAAACUGCAGCUGCCUGGAGAGGGUGAGGGUGAUGGCGUGGGACGACGUCGACGAUGACUGGGGCCUGUCGGCCGAGCGCUUCGCCGGCAGGGCAGCACCAGCACGAGGGGUGGCGUCAGCGGAGAACGGCGGAGGCACGCGCGUCAAGAUCAGAAUGACCAAGGGCCAGCUGCGGCGGCUGCUGGAGAGCGCCGGUCGCCGAGGGGCGCCUGACGAAGACGUCGUGGCGGAGAUCAUGAGCAUGGGCACCGUGCACGUCGACGUCGUCGCUGACUUCCGGCAUGCGGCGGAGUCGGAGAGGCACCGGCGGCCACCCAAGCCCAAGCUCGAGACGAUACAGGAAGACGACUUGGAUGAGUAG
Miscanthus lutarioriparius is the source of this 366-nucleotide messenger RNA. NCBI's taxonomy places the organism in Eukaryota, Viridiplantae, Streptophyta, Magnoliopsida, Poales, Poaceae. The record is from the annotation of a GenBank genome assembly.